Molecule: messenger RNA, 795 nt
Organism: Malassezia japonica
Lineage: Eukaryota; Fungi; Basidiomycota; Malasseziomycetes; Malasseziales; Malasseziaceae
Exons: 2
Coding region: 1-795 (264 amino acids)
Biological process (GO): translation
Cellular component (GO): mitochondrial large ribosomal subunit
Molecular function (GO): structural constituent of ribosome
Source: RefSeq, a predicted model, not a curated record
AUGGACGUGGGACGGAGUGCGAUGCGCGCGGCGUCUCUGCUGCGUAUGGCGGCGGUGCGCACGUACGCGACUGCGCCUGCGCCGAAGCCGGUCAAGAUGAAGGUGCCCAAGGCGUUGCCCUACCAGGAGACCCGGAAGGAGCUGAGCGACCGCAAGGUUUUUCUCUACUCCAAGUACGAGCGCGUGCUGCAGGAGAGCGAGCUGGUGAUUUUGUUUUAUACCGAGAAUGUCAGCGUGUCGCUGAUGGAGAAAAUCCGCAAGCAGAUGGCCAACGUGCCGUUCCCGGCCGCGGACAUGGCACGCCUCGACGCGCUCGACAAUGGGCAGUGGACGCUGCCCACGACGUCGCUGUCGAUGGUGCGCACGGGUAUACUGCGUCCAGUGUGCCGCAACGACUCCUCGGAGGCGGUGCAGCAGCUCCUGCCCCACCUCAAUGGGCAGAUUUGCAUGCUGAGCACGCGCGUGCUUUCUCCUGGGUAUAUCGGCAAGGUGCUCCGCGCAAUGGAGCGCCCGCUCAAGGCGGCCGUCGACGAGAUCGACCCGCACAGCGGCAAGAAGGUGCCGCGCCUGGCGCCGAUCGCGGCCGUCGUUGAGCGCCGGAAAAUGGUGGAGGCGGCGGCGCUGCCGGCGCUGACCAAGCUGCCGAGCCUGCCGGAGCUCCAGGCGCAGAUCGUGGGGUUGCUGUCCAUGCCUGGUCAGCAGCUCGCUGGUAUUCUCUCGCAGGCCGCUGGUGGCGAGCUGGCGGCAACGCUCGAUGCGCGCCGCCGCAACUUGGAAAAGGGCGAGGAGGCCUAA